AUGCAGACUUCGAGAUUCCUGUUUCGUGCUUCGGCACUGGCCAUCAAGCCAGCCACCUUGCCAUUCUCUCGCACCUUCGCAUCUUCCUCCGUUGUCACACAGCGUGUUUCGGAACUUAUCAAGCACGAUCACGAUGAACUGAGAACCUACAAGGACAACAUUCUCAACGCUAAGGACGACGAUGAGAGAGUUCGCUGGCAGAACCAGUUCACCUGGGAGCUUGCCCGCCACAGUAUUGCUGAGGAGUUGGUCGUCUACCCUGCCAUGGAGAAGAACUGCUCCUCAGNNGUCAAAGAACUCCUCAACGAAUUCCAGCAACUGAAGCCCGAUGUGAAGGACUUCGAGCCCACUCUCAAAGCUCUCUGGAGCGAGCUAGACAAGCACAUCAAGGAGGAAGAGGCCGACGACUUGCCUCUGCUCGAGAAGCACACACCUGCCGAUGAGUCUGCCACGUUGGCUACCAGCUUCAACAGAACCAAAAUGUUCAUUCCUACCAGAAGCCACCCUGCUGCUCCCGACAAUGGUGGUCUGUUCGAGACUGCUGCUGGACUGAUGGCUGCUCCAAUCGACAGACUUGGUGACUUGUUCCGCAAGUUCCCCAAGNUAAAGAUGGUCCCGGACAUCUUGACGGAUGAGAUGAUCUUAAUGCAAGUGAUUGUCUCAACAGAAAGGACUAUC
Messenger RNA from Aureobasidium musti, 678 nucleotides. The record is from the annotation of a GenBank genome assembly. NCBI's taxonomy places the organism in Eukaryota, Fungi, Ascomycota, Dothideomycetes, Dothideales, Saccotheciaceae.